CACCAACUAAGUUACGCGAAUGGCUGGGGCAAUAAAAUACGUGCAUCCAGUACUGAUACUAUACUACUGGUGUGUUCGCAAGGUUGGCUUUCUGUUGGCGGGAACUCCCUAUCGAAUUGGCGAUUACAGUCUAUGAACGGCAUCCGCAAACAAGAAAUGCCUGCCCACGGAGAUGGCAUGGCUUGCCACAACUGCAGUUCAAGAACAACAGCGGGACUGCCUUUUUCUGGGAGCACCACCCGACCUGCCUAAUACGGACGUACCCUCGAACCCGUCGAAUCAGCAGGCUGGGGACCCACUUCCGUAGUAUGUACAUUCCUAGUGCGGCAGGGUUGGCUUAAUUGAAUGGCAAUCAGAGACACCGGCAUCACAGCUUCCCCAGUGGGUGGAGCGCGAGCGGACCGCCCGCCCCUCGUCUCUCUAUCUGUCUUCAAUCCUAGCAGAGCGUUUCAUUCCUUAUCGCUGGGCUGCACAGAGCGCCUCACCGUAAGUGGCAACUUAGCACGGGCGAGCCUGGCCGCUGGGAAGAUCGACUACUUCUGGACCAUGCAAAGCCCUGUCGUCCCAUGGAUGGGCAACAUUGGAGACGAGCCCCUCCUCGUGCAACACGGAUUCGGUGCUGCACUGGGAAACCUGUUAAGGCGAGAAGCUCGGGCUGCCGUGACUCAGCUAAUUAAGUCGACACCUUGACGGGACGGGCAUCCAAGUUAAAUACUGCAUGCACGUCGCGUCCCGCCCUCCUGGUGCCUUUUUGUCUCUCGCUCCCAUCUCUGUGACAUCGCAUCGCCAGACCCUUCCCCCCCCCCCCCCCUCC
Molecule: messenger RNA, 814 nt
Organism: Lasiosphaeria miniovina
Lineage: Eukaryota; Fungi; Ascomycota; Sordariomycetes; Sordariales; Lasiosphaeriaceae
Exons: 2
Coding region: 346-690 (114 amino acids)
Source: RefSeq, a predicted model, not a curated record